This is a messenger RNA of Linum tenue, 423 nucleotides long. The record is from the annotation of a GenBank genome assembly. Lineage: Eukaryota; Viridiplantae; Streptophyta; Magnoliopsida; Malpighiales; Linaceae.
AUGUUCUGGCGCCGAUCAAUCCCUGGAUACGAGUGCCGAGGGAGGUCCUGGUCGGAGAGCGACUGCCUCGAGUGGUCCCGCAACCUCCUCUCCAAGCUCCUCGCGAACCUCACCCUCCUCGAUGGCGAAGGAAACCUCUUCAUCCGCACCAGGAACAUCGAGAAGGUCGAGGGCGAGGCCUACGUCAACAUCCACAAGGGGAAAAUCAUCCCCGGAAACGAGCUCAGCGUCGCUCUUUCAUGGGAAGGCGAGGCAAAAGACGCCGACCGUAAGUCCUUGCUCAAAGUCGACGGAUCUGUGGAUCUCCCUUACAUCUCCGACGAGAACAUGGAUGAGGACCCCGAAAUUAGGGUUACGGUGAGCGACGACAGCCCGAUCGGGAGGAGAUUGAAAGAGGCGAUGCUGGCCAAGGGAAACCGGUGA